Messenger RNA from Penaeus monodon (black tiger shrimp), 1527 nucleotides. RefSeq names its product mucin-2-like. The transcript is spliced from 4 exons. NCBI's taxonomy places the organism in Eukaryota, Metazoa, Arthropoda, Malacostraca, Decapoda, Penaeidae. The coding region runs from base 1 to 1527 and encodes 508 amino acids. The record is from RefSeq and is a predicted model, not a curated record.
AUGAGUGGACAGUCAAGAAGUGGCAAAGCUGGUAAGGUAUGCUGCUCAAACCGCACCUGUAGCGACAGAGGAGGGAAGUGUAAGAAAGAAGGAGAGUGCAACGGUAGAAUCGUCACGGUGAAGAAACCAUGCAAAGAACCGAAAGUCUGUUGUCUAGAGAUACAGGGCCCAGGCACCACGACAGAAUCAGCACCACAAACCCCUGGUCCGGGACCACAAACAACUGCUGGUCCGGGACCACAAACAACUGCUGGUCCGGGACCACAAACAACUGCUGGUCCGGGACCACAAACAACUGCUGGCCCGGGACCACAAACAACUACUGGUCCAGGACCACAAACAACUGCUGGUCCGGGACCACAAACAACUACUGGGCCGGGACCACAAACAACCCCUGGACCAGGACCACAAACAACUACUGGUCAGGGACCACAAACUACUGGACCGGGACCACAAACUACUGGACCGGGACCACAAACAACUGCUGGACCGGGACCACAAACAACUACUGGACCGGGACCACAAACAACUACUGGACCGGGACCACAAACAACUACUGGACCGGGACCACAAACGACUACUGACCGGGACCACAAACGACUACUGGACCGGGACCACAAACGACUACUGGACCGGGACCACAAACAACUACUGGACCGGGACCACAAACAACUACUGGACCGGGACCACAAACGACUACUGGACCGGGACCACAAACGACUACUGGAUCUCCCAUUACCUACUACUUCCAAAAAAACCCACUCUCUCCAUCAGUGUAACUGGUCCACUACAAAGAUGCAACCACUCCACUACAACAGAUGCAAACCCCUCCCACUACCACAGAUGCAACCCCUCCCACUACGACAGAUGCAAACCCCUCCCACUACAACAGAUGCAACCCCUCCCACUACAACAGAUGCAACCCCUCCCACUACAACAGAUGCAACCCCUCCCACUACAACAGAUGCACCCCCUCCCACUACAACAGAUGCACCCCCUCCCACUACAACAGAUGCACCCCCUCCCACUACAAACAGAUGCAACCACUCCCACUACAACAGAUGCAACCACUCACACUACAACAGAGCAAACCCCACUACAACAGAUUGCAACACUCCCACUACAAACAGAUGCAAACCACUUCCCACUCACAACAGAUGCAACCACUCCCAUGCAACAGAUGCAAACAACUCCCACUACAACAGAUGCAACACUCCCACUACAAAGAUGCAACAACUCCACUACAAACAGAUGCAACCACUCCCACUACAAAAGAUGCAACCACUCCCACACAACAGAGACAACCACUCCACCUAUAACAGAUACCACAGCCACUACAACAGAUACAUCCUCUGCACUACUACAGAUGCAACUACAACAGUACGACUGCCAUUACAACAGGUACAAACCUCCCACUUACACACUAGGGUUAAACACUCCCACUACACAGAGGCAACCACCCCACUACAACAGAUGGAACCCACUCCCACGACAACAGAUCUGUUUCCAAUUACAACUGACAGCUAA